AGUACACUCACCAUUUGAGCACCGCACCUUUCACUGCUUGAUAGUGCAGAACGAGGGGGGAAAACAGUUCAGGGUGAAAACAGGCAAGAUUGAAGGACCGGCACUUCGCGAAGAUGCUUCGACGGAGCGCGCUGUGGUGUCUCAAGGCACGGCCCAAGACGGUGAGCAUCGAACCCGGCAGUAACCGCUUCUUAGAUCCAAACAUCGAGGCAAAAGCGAAGGACAUCUUUGCCGUGCCGCCCUUCCCUAACAAGUCGGUGCUGCACAACUGGCGCUUCUUCAUUAAGGCCGGCAAGGCGGCAACGGGGCCGCCGGUGGGGCAAGAAUUCUCCAAGCUCGGCCUGAAGGCAAUGGACUUCGCCAAGGCGUUUAACGACCGCACGAAGCCGCAUUUCAAGGAUGAUAUCGAGUUGGUGGUGCGCAUUCAGGUGUACUUUGACAAGUCGUACAUCUUCCGCAUUGAGCCGCCUCCGACGGCGUGGUUCCUGAUGCGUGCGGUGCGCAAGAAGCGCGGCGAGACCGGCUCCGUCGUGCUGCGGGGCCACUACUGUGCCUACGUAACCUUAGAAAUGUGCUACGAGAUCGCCAAAAUGAAGCAGAUGUCGUGGGGGAAGAUGGAGUACCCGCCGAUCGAGGUGCGCGUGCGGCGCAUUGUCGGCCAGGCACGCCGCAUGGGCAUUGCGAUCAUCGGCGUCGACACUGCCCACAGCUCCCCGGUGAAGGGGAUGACGGAGAAGCAGUACCUGGAGGAGGGGGAGAAGUACCGCAAGGUGCACAUGGCGCAGUACGAGGCGCUGAAGUCGAAGGAGUUGGCAGCCGCACCGCUGAUUGAGCGGCUGCACCGGCUCAACAUGGCACCGCUGAGCAACGCGCAGUUGGAGGAAGGUCUGCAAGACGCCGAUGUACUGCACGCGCUGUGGAAGUCGUCGCACCCGAAGAGCCUCUAUAUGCAGGACAUCCGCAAUCGCGAGAUGGCGCGGCGCUACGUGAAUGCGCGUGGCUGGUUUAAAGAUAUGACACCGGAGGAGAUGCGAGUGGUGUUUUUGAACUACCGCCUGCCAGAAGCGGAGCGCCAGCGCGAGCUUGGCCGGUCGGACGCGGAGGUUCAAGCGCAGGGGUACUGGACUCGUGAUGGGCCGCAGCAGUAA
Molecule: messenger RNA, 1148 nt
Organism: Leptomonas pyrrhocoris
Lineage: Eukaryota; Euglenozoa; Kinetoplastea; Trypanosomatida; Trypanosomatidae
Product: putative mitochondrial Ribosomal protein L11
Exons: 1
Coding region: 114-1148 (344 amino acids)
Biological process (GO): translation
Cellular component (GO): mitochondrial large ribosomal subunit; ribosome
Molecular function (GO): large ribosomal subunit rRNA binding; structural constituent of ribosome
Source: RefSeq, a predicted model, not a curated record